UCUAUACACUCCUCACUGUUGCUCCUGCGGCUGCAAGAAAAUUUCUCGGCUCUGCUCCUGAUAGUGAGAGUGAGAGAGAGACAAAGACGAUGGCGGAGAUGGCGGCGAUGAUGAGAGGCCAGAGGAUACCGCCGGCGCCGUUCCCGGCAGCAGGGAAGAAGAACAAGCUCCGGAAGCCAUACACGAUCACGCGGCCGCGGGAGAGGUGGACCGACGAGGAGCACGAGCGUUUCCUCCACGCCCUCUACCUGUUCGGCCGUGACUGGAAGAUGAUCGAGGCGUUCGUGUCUACAAAGACGAGCGUGCAGAUCCGCAGCCACGCCCAGAAGCACUUCCUCAAGGCCCAGAAGCUCGGCCUCGGGGAGUGUCUCCCGCCGCCGCUCCACCCUCGCCGCGCCGCCCUCCUCCACCACCAGCCGCCGCCGCUCCACCCUCGCCGCGCCGCCCUCCUCCACCACCAGCCGCCGCCGGUCCACCCCGACGCCGACAUUCUUCUGCCGAGCAUGGACUGUCCAUGCGCGUCGCCUGAGCCUCGUGUCCCGGACAUUCAACACGACAUCGACAUGCUGGUGCCGAACACGGACUGGGCGUAUGCGUCGCCUGAACCUUGCGUCCCGGACCUCCAACACGACGCGCAAGCCGGGGCAUGGCCGGAUCACGGGAGCGCUUCCCAGGACGAAGAAACCAUCGAGCUCCCGUUGUCUCCCGACGACCUGCGCUUCGCCCAGGUCUACCGGUUCGUCGGCGACGUCUUCGCCGCCUCCGACGCGGCUGUCCCGGUGGAGGCGCAUCUUCAGAGGCUGCAGCUGCACGGCGUGGAUCCCCUCGUCCUGGACACGAUCGUGCUGGUGCUACGGAAUCUGGAAGCGAACCUUUGUGCUUAGGAGUUAGGACUUGCCGAUGGCAUGGUGUCUCGCCGUCAGAGAGAACUGGAUGUACUAGCAGUUGUGGGGCUCUAGAGUUUAACAUGUGGAAAACAAUUUCCUAGGAAAUAAUAGGUUUCUAGUUUCAUUGAAUUGAAUUGGUUCAUUUUAUGUAGAAAACUAAUUCUUUGUGUAAAAAGUGGCCAUGCUCCUAUAAAAAGGAAUCUGAAUUGGUGUAAACCAAACCUUUUGAGAA
Lolium perenne is the source of this 1119-nucleotide messenger RNA. RefSeq names its product protein REVEILLE 6-like. NCBI's taxonomy places the organism in Eukaryota, Viridiplantae, Streptophyta, Magnoliopsida, Poales, Poaceae. The record is from RefSeq and is a predicted model, not a curated record. Gene Ontology annotation, molecular function: DNA binding.